AAGAAGAUGACUUUGCCGGACCCCCCCCGUUUCGACGGAAACCGGAAGAAUUAUAGGAGCUGGAAGCUGGAGAUGGAGGGCAAACUGCGGACAGAUGGCUGUCUCCUAGGGCCUCCCGCCGACCAAUUCACCUACAUCUAUUCUCGCUUAGGGGUCUUACCCCAGGCAAUGGCAGCGGCGUUCUACGAAAGCGGAGGCCCAGGGGGAGCUCACAACCCGGUAGAUUUCCUCCGUUACUUGACCUCUACCUAUGAGGACCCCAACUUAGCCCAACACGCCCUCAACAACCUCGACGAGAUGGCCCAAGGAGACAAGGAAUCAUUCGCCGCGUUCUACCCAAGGUUCGAGAAAGAACUAGCCGACGCAGGAGGUGCUGCAUGGUCCGACGCCGUUCGGAUCAACUACCUCCGGAGGACCCUCAACAAGGAGAUGAAGACCUACCUCAUCUCGAUGCUUCAUCUACCGAAGGACUAUUUGGGGUUUGUACGAGAGCUUCACGAGUUGGGUGCCAACAUUGAUGCCCAGAGGUUUUCCCAGCGGAGAGCAGAGAAGAAGCUGCGCAAUCUCCCUAGCACUGGGAGUACCCCCACUACCCAGAGAGCUCAGAACACCGAACAAACCAAUGUCCCCCGUCCUGACGUUAUGGACUGGGAGCCUACCAAGAUCAACAGAGCUAUCCAGAAGCAGAAUAAGGAACUGGCAGGCAAGAGAGCCAAGUGGGCAAGCGAGCAGGAGGUUCAACGCCGGCGCAGAGAAGGAUUGUGCACCCGAUGUGGCAGGAAAGGAUGUUGGAGCGACAAGUGCCCCUUACUCCCACCAAAGCGCCCCAAUUCC
Molecule: messenger RNA, 834 nt
Organism: Parathielavia appendiculata
Lineage: Eukaryota; Fungi; Ascomycota; Sordariomycetes; Sordariales; Chaetomiaceae
Exons: 1
Source: RefSeq, a predicted model, not a curated record